AAUGUGUUCAUGAGAGUCAGGAGAAUAGGGAUGAGAUAGUGGAGAGAUCAGUGGGUGCAUGAGAUAUAUGGCCCUCUACGUUUGUUUCUUUUCAUUCCUCAUGAAAAGGAAAGCAAGACUUGAAAAAUGUCGGUGCCCACUGUGAAAAAAAGAAGAAUUGUAUCAAAAACUGAUGAUGAUCAAAGUAGUAGUUCAUCACCGAAGAGAGACUCUAAAAAGCCAGUACUUAUCAAAGUCAAAAGGGAGCACUCUCCAUACGAUGAAGAGAAGGAAGUAGGUGCCCGAGACAUGGAGAAAGAUCUUCAGCUUCACAAUGAGACGUCAAUGAAGCUGAGGAGUUUGAUGGCUGAUAUCCAUGCCCACAAAUCUCAGGAGCCAUCCGGAACUAUGAAGGAUGCGGAGAUGGAAGAGAAGCAGAAGGAAGCCGCCCUCUUGUUUGUAACUAUGAAGAAAUUGAAUCGGAUGUCACAUCUGAGAUGCAAGAAGGCUCGGGACGAGACACAGGGAGCCAAGCAGAAGGUGGACAACUUGCAUCUUCAGCUUCAGAAUCUUCUCUAUGAGGUCAUGCAUCUACAGAAGGAGAUCACAAAGUGUCUGGAGUUCAAAUCCAAGGAUGAAGAUAUUGAGUUAGUAGAUGUGGAAACCUUCUUCAAGGAAGCUCCUCCUAGUAUAUCUAAACCAUCAACCACCAAACAUGAUGAACACAAGCUGCAAUUAGCCAGGCUUGACUGGGAAUUAGAACAAAGGAAAAGAUUGGCAGAACAGUACAAAGCUAGACAGGGAAACCGUGAUGGAGUUGCCAAAUGUAUUCACCAGAAGAAAGAUUACCUUGAGAGCCUGCAACCAAGACUAACAAAUAUUCUUGAGGCUACCAUACCAGUUCAGCAGUAUUUAUCAAUGCCUUUCAAUGAUAUCCGAUCUCAACACCAGUUAGCCAAGCUUCUUCCCAGGCCACUAUACUUCCUCUAUGUACAGGCCAAUGCAUACCAUGAAGCUUGUGAUGGAUCAAUGACUCUGAAGAUAGAAGGUGAUGCAGAGACUGCAUCUUCUACCCUCUCAGCUUCUAACGAGGACGAGGAGGACAGUGAUUCAGACAACGAAGAAUCACUUUCUGAAUCCAAACGUAGAAGAAAAACAAUGGGAGACAAGCUAGAAGAACAAAGACAGAAGAUUCUUGCUAAGCAUCCCCUGCAGGUUAUCAUGACUCUUAGAUUCAAAGGUGGUACUUUCCUGACGCUUACAUUCAACUACAUGAUGGUGCUUCAGAUCAUUACAGUCAAUGUGGAAAUCAAGCUUGGUGGUACUGUUCAACAGGUUGCCAACUCAGCCAGUGGUCUCUUAUCCCCGUCAAAUCUACUGAGUUUGCUGUUCCCUGGGGAUGAUGGGAAGGAAUCGCCCAACGCAACCAAUGCCUACCAGCUCAGCAAGAUUGGCAUGAAUGACCUUGCUUCAUACGUCGGUCAGAUUGGUCAUCCUUACUGUUGGGCUCAGUGGUUUGGUGGAUUAGACUUCUUAUCAGAUGGUGAUAGUAACACAGUCAAGGCAUCAGCCCGUGUCAGUAACAGUCAUAUGGAGUCAACAGUCAAGGCCUUGAAGGCCAGGGUUAAGGCUAGACUAGAUCUGAAUCGGCAGCUUGUCAGUCUAGAAGCGAAAACAAUAGCAGUUCCUGCCGCCUCUAUUAACUUAUUCCCAACCAAGAUCUGUUCAUCCCUCAAAUCCUGGACCACCAUAACUGCUGAAGACUUCCAGAUGAUACCGUUUUUGAGAGGACACCCUUCUGCUGACAGAUUGGAUGGCUCUCAUACAAUCUAUCAAGCCAUGAUGGAGCGAAGAUCAGCCAAACUUCAGGUUUUGAUACUACUCGGCUUAGACUACCCUAACCAGCCCCCUCAUUUUAUUCUCAACCUCCAAUGGCAAGGGCAACGUAACUCAAACAAUGAUCUUCACAUCAGGGACAUGGAAGCAGAGUUGAACAUCCACUACGGAGAGUUAAUCGGCAAGAAGACGGUCAAUUAUCUGAUUACCAACCAGCUCCAGAGGGUUCUCAUGUGUCUUGAUGUGUACCUUGAGACGCAGCAAGGACGGAGAAGGGACCAACAGGGUGCGGGCAGUACCGAGGGACCAUCAGAGUUUGUCAUGGAGAAGAUGUACACAAGAGUUACAAGGGGAAGGAAUCGAUCCAAACCAUUCAAGUACAACUCUCUGCAAGGAUACUUUAUGCAACGUUUAUAAGACAACAUUCUAGUCUAGUUGUGUUAUCUUAAAGUGGUUAAAAACCAGCUGUCUACAAUCCAAACCAUUUCUUGUUUUUCCAAUUAUCUUUAGCUCUUGGAGCUAGUCAUGAAUUACAUCGACUUGGAAAAAAAAAUUGUGGUGGUGGUGGUUAUUUUUUACCCGAUUGCUUUGGAUUUGUGAAUGCUUGUAAGCAAGCAAGCAGAGGACCGAAGGCUGAAGGUCCUCUCAGAAGGACCUGAUGAGGAUAAAUGCUUUACCAAGGGGCACUGUGAAACCAAUUGGGGAUCAUACCAGUAAUACCACAGUUCAAACCCCUUGCUUUACUGACUGGGCCAUGAUGUCUCUAUUGUUAUCAAGUUUCUUUUUUUUUUUGUGUAAUAGGUAAAAGUAAGCCGAUUAGUACUAUAGUAAAGCACUGGUAGUAACUUGUUAUUCAAAUUUUGAAUUGGGUUUUGUUCGUGCAAAUGAAAUUAGCCCAAUAUGCCUCACACUUGCAGCAAUUGCCCUUGCCCAAUGCAUUACAUCCUCAAGAUAAUCCUCAUACUCUCUACUUCAUUUGCUUCCUCCAAAAUAGAAAACCCAUACAGAGGCAUUGUUUAACAUCCAUUUGACUUUUUAAAAAAAUAUCGAGUUGUAAGACCGAUUGUUGCCUGUUUCUCCGAUAUAUUGUAUACGAAGCCCUGAAUUUAGUGCUUUAAAUAAGUGAAAAUGUAAAAAUGACUGCAAACACCAUUGCAGUUUCAGGAGAGAGAAAUUCAAUAAGUUUCAUUGAGACAUCUUGAAUCCGAUGUUUUUUCUUCUCCGAGAUAUUUUUUUAUGAACAAAACUUAAUACAGAGCUGCCAACCUGAACAAAACUUAAUACAGAGCUGCCAACCUGAACAACAACAUUUCAGUAAUUUCAAAGCUGAAAAUCAAUAUUUCCAAAGAAGUGCCGUAGAAUAAAGAAAAUUUAAACUUCAGAAAUCAGUAUUUUUUCUAAUUUUUCAUUGCUAAAUAAUGAAAAUCAGUACUACUUGGCAGCUCUGUAAUGUUCAAUUUUUGAUAUACUCAGCCCCCCCCCCCCACCACUUCACAGACAUAAACGCCUGUUAAUAUCAUAAAUGGGAUCGGAGUUUGGAUCACAGAAAUAAUCAACAUUAUCCAGACUUUGUGGAAUCAUUGUCACCUUUUCUGUGAAUCCGUCAUUCUGAUUAUGAAUUUUACCAUGUGUAGAUAUUUUCAUUUAUUGACUUCAUUGAGAUAAUCUUUGUCUUGACAUAUACACAAAUCAUGAGGCAUAGCCACUGUAAUGUUUUGUUUUUCAUCUUUAUUGAACAUUAGUUUGUUCACAAGUACAUAAUUUACAUUUGUAAAUACAUGUAUCACGUUAUGUACAUUCAAGUCUCAAAAGGGUUUGCAAUAAAAUAAAACCAAAAUGAAGUCUUUAAA
Molecule: messenger RNA, 3665 nt
Organism: Lytechinus pictus (painted urchin)
Lineage: Eukaryota; Metazoa; Echinodermata; Echinoidea; Temnopleuroida; Toxopneustidae
Product: THO complex subunit 5 homolog A-like
Exons: 16
Coding region: 127-2232 (701 amino acids)
Biological process (GO): positive regulation of DNA-templated transcription, elongation; mRNA export from nucleus
Cellular component (GO): THO complex part of transcription export complex
Molecular function (GO): mRNA binding
Source: RefSeq, a predicted model, not a curated record